This is a messenger RNA of Acanthoscelides obtectus, 4021 nucleotides long. The record is from the annotation of a GenBank genome assembly. Lineage: Eukaryota; Metazoa; Arthropoda; Insecta; Coleoptera; Chrysomelidae.
AAAUUGUUUUUGACUGCUCUGUCGGCCGUAUCGUUAACUGCUCCUAGUGUUUGCAUCUUAUUCUUAGCGUGUUGAAAAUAAUUUUAUGUUGCCAUGAAAUUGGACAUUCGUCGAGAAAACUGUCAUCAAUUUUGAGUCGACUGAACAGAGACUUGCUUUGAUUGAAACAAAGUUAUCGAUAUUUUUCUCUGAAAUGAAAAAUGAAGAAUAGCUACCAUCUAAUGAGUUUGUCCAUCUGAUCACAGACAGUCAACCAUGGACAGAGUUUUGAGCUUUUCGGCAACUCAUUAGCAUUGAAUAGGCUUGGCCUCAGGUCAGGACAAUGAACGAAUAUAUAGCAACUAUCUGAGGUAUAAGAUCUAUCAAAACAAGACAGUAAGGUGCCAUCUAUUGCCAGAAUCGCAGUUUAUGCUGGCUUGUUUCAACAGUUAGCAUAUUACAUCGAAGCAGUAAAAGAAGACAAAGGAAACUUUAUCCGUCAGCCUUACCAUAAACUGGGCCAGAAAGUUUUUCUUUAUAUGGGAUGUAGCGUUUACCAUUUGCUGAUGGACUUUAUUUGGUUAAAUUAGCAGCAAUUUUUACUUGAGUUUCCUCAUCUACGUCGGUGUCAAACAGAGAUACGACAGAGACCUCAUCUGUCAAAUAUCAUAAAUGUUGGCAAAACUUUUGUAAAGCUGCUUUUGAAAUGGUUUUUUCAAUUCUUCUGUAAGCCUUCAUUGCCUUUAAAAAGCAUAAAUCCUGGUUAGGUGCUUUUAUCGCUAAAGUGCAUUGCAACCACUGCUUCAGCUUCUCCAGGGGCGUCGUCCAAACUCUCACCGAGCAGCAAGAAUCUGUCCACUUUCUCUGCGACAGCCAGAAGGCAGUGACCCCCACUGAUGAGUAAUACCAGAAAAGGAAACGUCACGGUGCUGUCAUGCAUCCUGGCAGUCAAUGUAUGAGCUUCCAUGUGAUGGAUCGGGAUGAAAGGGCCUCCCUUCAUUUGCACGAGCUAGUAAACUGUCGCUGGGUAGAAGAGGUGACCCAACAGUUAGAUACACUCCAAUCCGCCCUGCCUACGGCGCUUGCAGGUCUGGGCAGCGCGAAACCAGACAGCGACAGAGACAAGUGCCUUUCUCAUCUGGAGAAGCUAUCCGUCUACUGCUGGACCUGCAGGUGCUGCAUAUGCCACCAAUGCGCCCUAUGGGGAGGUACCCACUCUGGACAUCUGUUUAAACCAUUGGACGAGAUUUACGAACAGCACGUAACACAGAUCAAGGAUGAAGUCGCGCAGUUAAGGAGACGUCUCAUGGAAUUGAUAAGUAUUGUUCAAGAAGUUGAAAGGAACGUUGAAACAGUAAGAUCAGCCAAAGAAGAGCGAGUCAGAGAAAUAAGGUCAGUGGUUGAAUCGAUGAUAUCAAGGUUGGACUCGCAGUUGAAGACCAAGCUGUUAACAUUGAUGGGACAGAAGGAUUCAUUAACACAAGAAACAGAACAAUUGGAGCAUCUUCUACACGAGAUAGAACAUCAACUGCAUGCAUGCACAAGAUCAGAGUUGAUAGUGAAAAGUAACGAUUUAUCGCGGAUGAUAAAUGGGAUAAGAAAAAAACCAAUGACUAGUUUCGUAACUCCUCCAGUACCUGCAGAUUUUCAUAGCGAAAUCGUUCCGCCGUAUGACUCAAGCACCUUCAUAAUGUACAACUUCUCGCAGCUGCAACGCAAAGCUGAUCCAGUCUAUUCCAACCCUUUGCAAUCUAAAGGAUUAUGCUGGAGGUUGAAGGUAUACCCUGAUGGAAAUGGGAUUGUACGGGGAAAUUAUUUGUCUGUAUUUUUGGAACUCACUACCGGCUACCCAGAAACUUCAAAAUAUGAAUACAGAGUAGAAAUGGUGCAUCAGGCAAGUAGAGAUUCAUCUAAAAACAUUAUCAGAGAGUUCGCUUCAGAUUUUGAAGUUGGAGAGUGUUGGGGAUACAACAGAUUCUUCAGACUAGAUUUGCUGGCUAGCGAAGGGUACUUGAAUGUCACUUUGGACACAUUAGUAUUAAGAUUUCAGAUAAGAGCACCGACGUUCUAUCAAAAAUGUCGUGAUCUCCAGUGGUAUAUUAAUCAAAUACAGUCUAGAUCUCAAUCCUGUCUAACACCGAAUGAGAACAAGGUACAGGCUACUCGAUUUGAUUCACAUCCCUCAGUCAAUGGAGGUAUAACGAGCGACGUGGGCACCAAUCCCAUACCAUCUACUUCACACGACUGUCCACCGGAGAAAUGUGUGAGUUCAACGAUUACGAAAGAGGCUGACAGUACGAAAAUGGAAGAAGAGAUGGAUACCAGCAAUAACGUUGCUACCACCAGCGUUACACCCACGAACAAAAUCACGCUAACGUCAAAAUCCAGCAACCAUUCUGUGGGUAGUACUACGUCGGAUUCAUCCAUACAAACACAGCAACCAUUGAGGUACUUGGAAAUAACACUUACUAUAAGCAAGUCCGCCACUCAUAGAAUUCGUACCGAAAAGCGAAAGGAGCGCACAGAAGCAUAAAGCUUGAUAUCCAAAGCGAAGGUACCGGAUACUGUAACUGUACACUGGGACGGCAAAUUGUUGCCACCUUUAAAUGCACGCAAGUCUAAAGAAGAACGUCUACCGAUUGUUAUAACGUAUGAAAAUAAAGAACAACUUAUUGCUGUGCCCAAAUUGGAUAACUCUUCAGGCAGCGAGCAGGCUCAGACAGUUUGGGGUGCUACUAUUGACUGUAAUCUUGAAGAUGAAGUUCAGAUUCACUGCUGGGAUACCACUGCUUCAAAUAUGGGUCGCAUUAACGGUGCCUGAGUGCUUCUCGAACAGAAACUUAAUAAAAAAUGCAUAUUUUUGCUUGCCGGCAUCACGUCUACGAAAUGGUGUUAAAAGGCGUAUUUGAAUCAAACAUCGACCAAGUGACUACAAACCCUGACAUUUCAAUGUUUAAAAAGUUUCGCGAGAGCCGGAAAAGUGUGGAUCUUGAGAAAAUACAGAUUUAUACUGAAAAGCUAUCAUGCCUGAAUAUUUCAGAGACUGACAAGCUGCUAGAAUUUAUCGACAUGAAUUGACCAAAUAAGUUGGUAGAGACGACUAUCGAGAAUUAAUAGAACUUUCAAUAAUAUUUCUUGGCGGAGAUACAGAGAAAAAAUUUAAGAUUCGACCGCCAGGUGUCGUGCGCCGAGCUCGAUGGGUGGCCAGAGUUUAUAACAGAUUUGAUAUGCCUCCAACGUUCGUUGAUAUUUUUUAGUGUCAGGUAUAGUGGUAUAAAGGUCCAGAAAACCAAGAGACGUCGUAGUGUAGUGGAGAGGAAUAAUGAUUGCUGAACCGCAGGACGGAGGUUCGAAUCCACAAAGCUCCUUUUCUUCUAUUAUUUUCUUUUUAAUUUGGAGAAAUAAAUGAACCGUCAAUAAAAGUAGACUUUACAAUUAUUUCGCAAACCAGGGGUGUUUUCGUCUACUACAAGAUGUCCAGGAAUAAAUUUCCAUUUUUAAACUCGAAUAACUUGGCAACAGUGUAACUUAGCGCGGUCGGCGUCGACAGUGGAUCGAUGCGGAUUAUUUAGUACAAAUUAAGCGUUGGUCUGAUGCGCAUCGUCCGUUCAUUAUUGAGUGAUAUUCCAAGAACAGUGACUUGUACACAAUUGCAAGACGAAAGUUUCGUGCUCACUUCAAUAUGAGGCGUGUGGAGGACGCACCAAGUAAAAAUUUAGUGAAAUUGUGGGUUAAGAGGUUAAAGAAACAUCGUCAACUUUAAAUGUGAAACACCCUGGUCGUCCAAGGACUGUAACUACUCCUGAGAAUAUUGAAGCUGUACGCGCCGCUAUAAUAAAAAUUCCAAAAGGAUCUGUUUGUAAAACAUCACGGGUAGUGGGAUUACGUAAUAAAUCAUCUUUUCAUACAAUUUUAGGGAGAGAUUAAAAGCUUCAUCCCUAUAAGGUCCAAAUAGAGCAAGAAUUAAACCCAAAUGACUUUAUAAACCGUCGUUCCUUCACCGGAACAAUAAUAUAAACCGUUUUUUUUCAAACGACCAGGC